Molecule: messenger RNA, 2802 nt
Organism: Triticum aestivum (bread wheat)
Lineage: Eukaryota; Viridiplantae; Streptophyta; Magnoliopsida; Poales; Poaceae
Product: putative pentatricopeptide repeat-containing protein At1g09680
Exons: 2
Coding region: 78-1907 (609 amino acids)
Molecular function (GO): protein binding
Source: RefSeq, a predicted model, not a curated record
CAUCUUUCAACUUGGCGGGCUCGAAGCUCACUCCACGGAGUCUCAUUCUCUCCGUCCCCACCCCACCGCUCGCAAACAUGCGGAGAGCCCUCCGCCACCGCCCGCGCAUCCAGCCGCCCACUGAAACACCGCCGGCGCCGUCCUCCCCUCUCCCCUGGUACGCCGCACCGCGGGCGCCGCCAUCGCAUUCGCCGUCCACGACCGAGGCCGACCCCCUGAUCGUUGCCGCCUCCGAAGUCGCGCUCACUCUGCCAGUCCACCCCGCCCCGCUCCCGGCCACGGCGCCGGCGCCGCUCCUGCGACUCCUCCCCGCCUUCACAUCCGCCCACUUCCUCUCCCUCCUACGCUCCAACCCCCUCUCCCUCCCGCCGCUCCCGCUCCUCUCCCUCUUCCGCCUACUUCUUCUCGCUUCCCCUCCCGGCCUCUUCCGCCACACGCCCUCCUCCUUCCUCUCCAUGUCCCACCACCUCCUCCUCCACCGCCUCCCGGACCUCGCUCGCCCGCUCCUCCGCCUCCUAGUCUCCCGACUCGGCCGCUCCUCUCCGCCACGCCUCCUCCCUCUCCUCCUCCCCGCUGCCUCCCCCGGAGACCCCGCCCCUCUCGUCUCCGAACUCGCUGCGGCCUACGCCGACGAGGGCCUCCUCGCCGACGCCUGCUCCCUCGUCCUCCUCGCCCUCCGCGGCGGCACCCGCCUACCGGCGCCCGUGUGUUUCGGCCUCAUGAGCCGGCUCCCCACUACCCCCGAAGCAUACACUUUCUACCUGCAGCUGCUUGACGCCGGCAUGCCCCCGGAGGUCAGGCAGUUCAACGUGCUGAUGCGAGAUUUUGUUAGAUUUGGGGACCUUGCAGGUGCACGCAAAGUGUUCGACGAAAUGCGAACGAGGAGCGUGCAGCCGACUGUGGUCAGCUUCAACACCUUGAUUUCAGGCAUGUGUAGAGCGCGCGAUCUGGACGGUGUAGACGAGCUGUACAAGGGAAUGACGCAGAUGGGUAUCAAACCUGAUGUCUACACUUACAGUGCUCUGAUAAAGGGUUUGUCCAGUUCAGGGAGGAUGGAUGAUGCAACAAUGAUGUUUGGUGAAAUGCGCGAGAGAGGCGUGAAACCCAAUACCAUUGUGUUCACAACAUUGAUUGAUGCACAUUGCAAGGAUGGGGAUGUGAAGGCUGGAAUGGACUUGUACCAGGAUAUGAGGGCAAGGGGUGUGAUGCCAGAUUUGGUGGCAUACAAUGCACUGUUGAAUGGGCUCUGUCGGGCGAGAAAUUUUAAGGCUGCCGAAUGCAUUGUGGAAGAGAUGAGGGGCACAGGUCUGAAGCCAGAUAAGGUGACUUACACCACACUCAUCGAUGGUUGCUGCAAGGAUGGCAAGCUAGACAUGGUGAUGGAUAUCAAGCAGAAAAUGGUGGACAAAGAGGUUGCGUUGGAUGAGGUGACAUAUACAGCACUCAUCUCCGGGUUGAGCAAGGCAGGACGGCCAGUCGAUGCCGAGAGGGUCCUUGUUGAGAUGAUUGAAGCUGGUUUGGAGCCUGACAACACGACCUACACGAUGGUGAUUGACGCCUUCUGUAGGAAAGGCGACGUGAAGACAGGCUUUAAACUACUGAAGGAGAUGCAGAACAAGGGUCGAAAACCAGGAGUUGUGACAUACAACGUGAUUAUGAGUGGCCUCUGCAAGCUGGGGCAGCUGAAGAAUGCCGACAUGCUUCUGCAUGCAAUGCUCAAUAUAGGGGUGUCCCCAGAUGAUAUCACAUACAACAUUCUCUUGGAUGGGCAGUGCAAGCAUAGAAAAGUUACUGAUUCUGAAGAGCUGAAAAGUGCAAAAGGAAUGGUGCCAGAUUUUGGCGUUUAUACUUCACUGAUCAGCGAGCUUGUCAAGAAGAAACCAGCCAAGAGCUACCACGAUAGAUAAGGUUUCUGGGUAAAGGCAUCUUAUGAGUACUUCCUCACCAGUAGAGAACCAUCGGUCUCCGAGAACCGAGAUAGAAAAAUGCAAUAUGAUUAGGCUCUGCAAGUUUAGGCAGACAAAUAUUGCUACUCCACUCCUCGAUGGGGGGAUACUACUUCGCAGCGUAGCAUGGGGAAAGCCUACAUGGUAGAUGGUCUUUUGGUUUUGUAAUUUUACUUAUCUGAUUAGUAAAUAAACAAGAUGGUGACAGAUGUUUACUUGAAAAUUGAAUUCUGAGACGCCUUGAGCAAAAAUUUUAGCAGUAUUGGUUGCUUAUAGGGUUCAAAUGAUUCUCCUUGCUCAGGCAACUCUACUCUCAGGCUGGGUUGAUAGUUGAAAAACCUGAAAUCAUCAUAAGGCAUAUUCUAUGAUUUUUUUAUAUUAAUAUUCUAUGAUUUUGUUCUAGCUCAUGGCUUCUAUUUAAACCUAGUUGUGGUGGAACAGUAACUUUCAUAAGUUUACCCAAUAGAGUCCGAGUCUGCAUAAAAACGUAUGCUUGAUAUGGUCAGUUAUGUUGGUUUCAGUCCAAGAUGGACUUUUGCACUAAUUUCACUUUAUCUCAUCUCAGUUCAGCUUACAUGGAGCUAGUACGCAAGUAUUUUAUCCUCGCAACAAUUAUUCAUGACUACAUGUAAGGCUAGUGAAAAGUUUGGAUACAAGUGCACCCCAUAAGAUUAUCUAGCUUGCACAGCCUUCGCCAUCCCGUAUGCCGCAGCAGAGGCAACAGCACCAAUAAUAGUAGUCUGGACAGCGCUGAGGAACGGGCGGUUCCCAGUAAACCGACCCUUGAUGUAGCCAAAGAAAAGGAGCGCGAGCAGCGUGACUCCAACUGAUGUGAGCAUGGCGUCCUGGACCGUGG